Messenger RNA from Xylona heveae TC161, 1539 nucleotides. RefSeq lists its product as hypothetical. Gene Ontology annotation, cellular component: mitochondrion. Lineage: Eukaryota; Fungi; Ascomycota; Xylonomycetes; Xylonales; Xylonaceae. The record is from RefSeq and is a predicted model, not a curated record. Bases 1 to 1539 code for a protein of 512 amino acids. The transcript has 4 exons.
AUGUCUACCAACCGUGAGAUGGAUGCGAGCUCAGAAUAUCAUACAAAACCUGAUCCUGUCAAUUACACGAGUGGCCGGUGGCUUCGUGGCGAUAAGCUGCAGCGAGAUGCUCGCCAUAUAAAGUUUGAUUUCGACGCGCUCUGCCGCAGAGUUAUUGAACUAUGUCCCGGAGCAGAAUUGAUCGCGAGUUAUGUUAAAAUGGAAGGAGGAUUCAACCGAGUUUUUAUUUUUACCAUGGAUAAUUCCAAGCAGAUCGUAGCCAGGCUUCCAUUUGUACCGGCUGGACCGCCCACGCUCGUCACAGCAUCUGAGGUUGCCACGAUUAAGUAUUUACAAACCAGGACCAGCAUCCCUGUACCAAGCAUCCUUGACUGGAGCAACGAUGCUCGCAAUCGCAUUGGUGCCGAAUACAUCAUCAUGGAACAUGCUGUCGGUGUUCAAUUGCACAAGAUAUGGCCCGCUAUGGCUGACGAUCAGCAAGUCAGAUGCAUAGAUGCUAUCUAUCGGAAGCUCAAAGAAGUGGUUGACAUGGAUUUUCCAGCUUUUGGGUGCCUAUAUUUUGCUGAUACCCCGCUUGAUCCUGCCUCCAAGAUCUUCCUGGACGAGGACUUCUGUAUCGGGCCCCAUUGCGGACCUCGCUAUUGGGACUGCAAUGUUGGCGAGCCUCGAUAUUACCAUCGCACGAGACCCAAUCGUGGGCCAUGGACCAAUCUUAAUGCAUAUUGCGACGGUCUCAUCGAUGCUGGUCUUUCAAGGAUUCCUUUGAUCGAUUCUGAGACCGAGAAGCAACCACUAUAUCAGGGAUCUGUUCGAACGCACAAUACCCUGCUGGAGUGUGGCCGCGCCGUGCUCAAACAAAUGUCAGCCGAUCCUCGGAUUCAGGACGCUGCUACACCGGUGUUAUUCCAUCCAGAUCUCCACAAGCGGAACAUAUUUGUUUCGGAGGAGGAUCCCGCAGAACUGACAGCUAUACUUGAUUGGCAAGCCGGUAGUAUCGAGCCAGCUUUUUGGUAUGCGGAUGAGGUACCAGAUUUUGCAACGCCGGUUGAUCCGGACCACGACCUAUGUACCAGGGCUUUCAAUCUUUGCUCGCAAUUUCUGACACCGAAGCUUUCCGGCCCUCGUUCGAUGGAUGAAAAUUUAUUUCGACCAUUUCGCUACAGCUACCGGACGUGGAAGGAUGGCGCCGUGGCUCUACGCCAUGAACUGAUCGAAACGUCUCGUCACUGGACGGAGUUAGGUUUUGUGGGUACAUGCGCAUAUGCCAAACCUACUCUGGAGGAAUUGUCCGUUCAUCAAAAGGAGUACAGGUACUUUGAGGCGGCGCAAAAUCUGAGACGUGAUCUGUCAAGCUUGCUUGACAUCGCAUCUGAUGGAUGGGUUCCUCUCGAGAACUGGGAGGCAACCAAAUCAGCACAGAAGGACACGUUCAUCGGGAUCCUCCAUGCUGUAUCAACGAACGAGCCUUCGGGCGAUGAUGAGCCGAUUCAAACCGAACAGGACCUAAAGUCCAUCUGGCCAUUCGACCUAGACGAUUGA